Sardina pilchardus (European sardine) is the source of this 1146-nucleotide messenger RNA. Its product is annotated as troponin C, skeletal muscle-like. The record is from RefSeq and is a predicted model, not a curated record. The transcript is spliced from 6 exons. Gene Ontology annotation, cellular component: myosin II complex. Lineage: Eukaryota; Metazoa; Chordata; Actinopteri; Clupeiformes; Clupeidae. Gene Ontology annotation, molecular function: calcium ion binding. The coding region runs from base 126 to 608 and encodes 160 amino acids.
CGUUUUAAGUGAGUCUGAACUGUCACUUGACGUCUAGUCUAUCUGUUGAGGUGCACACGGAUUGACCACUCCUUUUGGGCUUAUUUCGUGGAUAUUAAGGGGGAAAACUAAUCCACUUGCCUACCAUGACUGACGCGCAACAGGAGGCCCGCUCAUACCUGAGCGAGGAGAUGCUUGCUGAGUUCAAGGCUGCCUUCGACAUGUUCGACACUGAUGGUGGCGGUGAUAUCAGCACCAAGGAGUUGGGUCAAGUCAUGAGAAUGUUGGGUCAAAACCCAACCAGAGAGGAGUUGGAAGAAAUCAUCGAGGAGGUCGAUGAGGACGGCAGCGGUUCCAUUGACUUCGAGGAGUUCUUGGUCAUGAUGGUGAGGCUCCUAAAGGAGGACCAGGCCGGCAAGAGCGAGGAAGAGUUGGCAGAGUGCUUCCGUGUGUUUGACAACAACGGUGAUGGAUACAUCGACAGAGAUGAGUUCGCUGAGAUCAUCCGCAGCACUGGUGAGCCCGUUACAGAAGAGGAGAUUGAUGAGCUGCUGAAGGAUGGAGACAAGAACGCCGAUGGCAUGCUUGACUUUGACGAAUUCCUCAAGAUGAUGGAGAACGUGCAGUAAAACACUCACGGACAUUCCUCUUCCCCGUUACCCUCCUGCCAACCAACCAGUCCCCUCACACCCAUGCCCCUCACUGCCCUUAUGUCCUGGUCCAUUGCCUCCUCCCCCUUCAUCUUGACUCAGCUAGUCCUCAACAGACAGAUUGACACCCGGAUGGGGCUAUCCAACACUCUGGGGGCCACUUCUUUUUUUGUGACAGAAAUGUUCAUACGGUUGCGUCAGUGACCCGCAUGUUCAAAGACCCAAGGAGCCAGGUUGUGACAGCCCCACGGGAGAACGCUUAGUACAUCAAGAGCGCACACCAUCAAAAAUGUCCUCAACAUUGCUGGGCGUUUAGUCUAGACAUAGACUAAUUCGGCAGCUCGCUAUCGCUGCUUAGACCAAUGGCAAAGCAUCAAUCAUUUCAUCGUGACUAAUAAAUGCUUGACAGUACAAAAUAAAUAAAUAAAACAUGCUCAUGUUUAGUUGGUCUAAUGUUUGAUGGUCUGUAUGGUUUUGUUUUGAGGAAUAUCAAUAAACAUUAUAUUAUUUUUUUCUU